Messenger RNA from Tuber aestivum (summer truffle), 927 nucleotides. The record is from the annotation of a GenBank genome assembly. NCBI's taxonomy places the organism in Eukaryota, Fungi, Ascomycota, Pezizomycetes, Pezizales, Tuberaceae.
GCCACUCUGCGACAACAAUCGCACCAAGAAAAAACAAUGAUGGACCCUGAGGAAGGCCAACCCGAAGAUCUCUCAUCACUAGGCUUCACCUCCUUCGGCUCUAAAAAUAAACGUCCGAAACAUCACCACCCCAAUAGAAGCAGCAGCAACUCAAUCCCCAUCCCGCCCCCACCUGGGGCAGCGCAGGUAACUACCUUUGCGGGAACUGUGGGGGGAGUCGGAUCUCUGCCGAAAAAGCCAGAGUUUACGCCUUACAUCGCGCCAGCGUUCACGCCGCGUGUUCCACCGAAGUUUGCGGGUGGUGGGGGGAAUAUCGGAGGAAGGGCGAAGGGCGGUGGUGGGGAUGAGGUAUGUUUUCACGUCGUCUAUUACCUACCUAUAGGGAGGGAAGGGGAGGGAAUCGAUGGUUGAUUCGACCCGGGAUGGGGUGUGGGGGGGUAGUUGUAUAGUCCUCGGUUCGUGGAAAAUCCUUGGAGGGCGUUGGAAGCGAAGUUUGGGAUUCGCGCGGAGUGGGUUGAUAUGGAGAAAGUUGAGGAUGGUGAAGAAGGGGUGGAAGCUCAAGGCGGAGGGGGGGGCGAGGUGGGAGAGAGGAUGACUGGUUCGGGAGAGGGGGUCGAAGUUCACAUGCAGGAGGAAGCUGAUGGGUUGGACGAGCGUGGGCAGAGUUGAUGCGUGCUCGGGUUUGAUAUGAUUAAACACAUGUCCGGAAGUCACCUUGGCAUAAUUUUAUGGAUUUUUUUUUCCCCCUCCUUUUUGCGGAAUAUACGGGGUGUGUAUCCAGUGGCUAAUGCCAUCGGACGACAAUACAAUACAUUUUCGCCAGAUGUGCUCUACUGGGCUUACGUAGCUCUCAAGGUCGCAGCAUUUCGCUAAAGGGAGAUACAGGUAUCGGGUAUCACAGAAUAAAAGCUAGACCAAAUCUUCCCC